AAAUGACUAAACGCAGGAAUUGACCGGGCGCACACAUUCAAAGUCUCAACUCGCAAGUAAAAGAACAGAAAAAUGGGCACAUACCAAGUGAAGUGCCCUCUGACUUAGACCCACCGUUGUAGUGUUGAUUAUCACUUUUUCUUCUUCCUUUCUUCUUCAAUAAAUCUGCAACAGCUAACCCAUUUUCGAUCCCCCGUUACUGCCAAUCCAAUAGCAUCACACCCACAAGCACAAGCACCAAAUGUGGAUAUGAGUGAAAGAUAAAGAGAAAGAGAAAGUAACACAGAAACAUUAGACAUAGCUCUACUCUCCGUUAAUGGAGCUUCAAGACCAACCCCAUCUCUCUGAUUAUGACACUACUGCUCCCACUUCACAUGACCAUGGUUCCACCACCUCCUCCACUGCUGCACUCAAGUUGCAGAAGGUAUACAAGAGCUACCGUACUCGGCGCAAGUUAGCUGACUCCGCUGUGGUUGUGGAGGAGCUCUGGUGGCAGGCUUUGGAUUUUGCAAGGCUGAAUCACAGCACAAUUUCCUUUUUCGAUUACGUGAAAAAUGAAACUGCUGCAUCUCGCUGGAGCAGGAUCCGCUUGAAUGCUUCCAGGGUUGGAAAAGGUUUAUCCAAGGAUGCCAUGGCUCAGAAGUUGGCUUUUCAACAUUGGAUUGAAGCAAUUGACCCAAGGCAUCGAUAUGGGCAUAACUUGAACUUGUAUUAUGAAGAGUGGUGCAAAGGAGAUGCAGGGCAGCCAUUUUUCUACUGGUUGGACGUUGGAGAUGGCAAAGAGGUUGAACUAAAACAGUGCCCAAGAUCAAGGCUUAGGCGUGAAUGCAUUAGAUACCUUGGACCACAAGAGAGGGAACACUAUGAAUACAUUAUUGUGGAAGGGACAAUUGUGCACAAACUAUCUGGGGAUUUACUUGAUACAAAUGGAGAUUUGGAAGGUUCAAAGUGGAUAUUUGUGAUGAGCACCUCUAAACGACUUUAUGCUGGUCAGAAAAGGAAGGGAUUAUUUCAUCAUUCCAGCUUCCUGGCUGGAGGGGCCACUUUAGCUGCUGGAAGGCUUAUGGCAGAAGGUGGAAAGCUCAGGUCUGUAUCAGCAUACAGUGGACAUUACCGCCCAACUGAUGGAAACCUCAGUAGCUUCUUGGUUUUCCUCAAGGAGCAUGGAGUUAACCUUGAUGGAGUUCAGGUACUUUCCCCUACUGAAGAUCUUGGGGGUGAUGAAACCAGCAAAACAGUUGAGGAAUUAAGUAAAACUGGACUCUCAGCGGAUGCUGAACUACCCAAACUCCAGGCUCCCAGUGAUGAGAAAAGCAAGGCCUCUGAACCAUCUAAAUUUGCUCAAAUUGUAAGGAUAAGCAGCUACAAAAGGUCCUUAUCUGGUAAUCUGCAGAGUCCAAGAAUGAGAGUACCUAAGAAAGACAUAUUGCAGAGAAUGAAGUCCAAGAAGGAAGACUCAUACCAACUGGGGGACCAACUGUCUCUAAAGUGGUCAACAGGAGCUGGCCCCAGAAUUGGAUGCGUUGCGGACUACCCCUUAAAAUUAAGGGUACAAGCCUUUGAGAUGGUUGAUCUCACACCCAAGGACCCUUCCAGGCAAUUAGCAUCCAAACUAGUUGAUAAUCUCACUUCACUCGGAAGUUCUUGUAAACUGAUGUGAGCUCAAAAGUGAAGCCCCCGAUCCCUGAACAAUGCUUUUUCAGUUUAUCAUCUUAAA
Molecule: messenger RNA, 1717 nt
Organism: Vitis vinifera (wine grape)
Lineage: Eukaryota; Viridiplantae; Streptophyta; Magnoliopsida; Vitales; Vitaceae
Product: IQ domain-containing protein IQM3
Exons: 9
Coding region: 317-1660 (447 amino acids)
Source: RefSeq, a predicted model, not a curated record